ACACCUAAUUCAAUUACAGUGGUCUUGUCUUGUCUAAUUUUAAUAUGAGUAGGUAAAGCUUCAAGUCAGAGCACCUAAGCUAAAAGAAUUUUGUGGCUCAACCAGGACUUAUAUUAAAGCAAGUUUCUUCACUCGUCCUUAUAUAUAAUUUAUGUUUUUGGUACAUUUGGUCAACGAAAAUGGAGAAGCAAAGAAAAGGGUGGAGCAGGAAGGUGAUGGUGGGCAUAGAUGAGUCUGAAUUCAGCUACGAAGCACUGAUUUGGGUGCUUGACAAUCUCAAAGAAUCGUUCAAAGACAACCCUCUUGUGAUAUUUGCAACUCAGUCCCUCACCAACUAUAGCUGUCCUGCAGGAGUGUCAUCCUCACUCGGCUUGGCUCACUUAUACUGCUAUCUUUCUCCCACUAUAGAUUUGAUCAACCAGAAUCAACAGCAAAACAUGAAGGUUUCAUUGGGACUUUUAGAGAAAUCCAAGAAGAUCUGUGCCAGACGUGGGGUGAAAGUGAAAACAUUUACAGAGGGUGGGGAUCCUAAAGAGGUCAUAUGUAAUGCAGUUGAAGAACACAACAUUGAUCUACUUGUUCUUGGUGACAAGUCUAGAGGAAUCUUUGAGAGGGCUCUGCUGGGAAGUUCAUUAAGUGACUAUUGCUUAAGCAAAGCCAAAUGUCCUGUUCUGGUGGUCAAGAAGGCAUAAUAAGAGUUGUCCUGUAUGAAAGUAUUUAUUUAUAUAUAUAUAGAGAGAAUAGAAUUCUCUUCACUUUAAGUCAGUGAGGAUUAAAGUGUUCACGAUCUGCUUGAACAAUUUUUGGCGUGAUUUUUUUUUAUGAUCGUGUAUAUUGUAGUUAUUUAGAGAUUUCUGUAAAUUUUUAGAAAAUUCCGAAUAGUUUACAGUACCGAAAACUAGGUUCAACCAUGUUGUUGCACACGUGACUAAUUUUUUUUUAUACGAGUGGAAAAUAAUAUGUUUGAACCUAGUUUUUGGUACUGUAAAUUAUUUCGAAUUUUCAAAAAAUUUGCAGGAUGCUCUAAAUAGCUACAAUAUAUACGGUCAUAAAAAAAAUUGCGCCGAAAAUUGUUCACGGGUCGAUAAACACUAAAAACCCUACCAAAAAGGCUUAAAGUGAAGCUCUUGUAGAAGAAUUAUCAUAUAUAUAUAUAUAAAUAAUAUGAAGAUAUAUUCCAAACCUAAAUGAGAUAGUAUGAGAUUCCAUUUCAAUAUUUUAUUAAACUCUUGAUGAUGAUCAUACCCAAGAAAAUGAUUAAUAUUAACUAGCUCAUCUAGUGGACUUAUCUUUGAGAAAAAAAGUAUAUAAUAUGGCUCUUAUAUUCUUCUCUCUUGACAAAA
Humulus lupulus (European hop) is the source of this 1343-nucleotide messenger RNA. Its product is annotated as universal stress protein A-like protein. The transcript is spliced from 4 exons. The record is from RefSeq and is a predicted model, not a curated record. The coding region runs from base 180 to 692 and encodes 170 amino acids. NCBI's taxonomy places the organism in Eukaryota, Viridiplantae, Streptophyta, Magnoliopsida, Rosales, Cannabaceae.